Messenger RNA from Canis lupus familiaris (dog), 3873 nucleotides. It is a transcript of the gene TBC1D13, whose product is annotated as TBC1 domain family member 13. The transcript has 12 exons. Gene Ontology annotation, biological process: activation of GTPase activity; intracellular protein transport. Lineage: Eukaryota; Metazoa; Chordata; Mammalia; Carnivora; Canidae. The record is from RefSeq and is a predicted model, not a curated record. The coding region runs from base 119 to 1321 and encodes 400 amino acids. Gene Ontology annotation, molecular function: GTPase activator activity.
ACGCGCGCGCGCGCGCGGCUGCGUUUCCGGUCGGAGGCUUUUGCGGAGAGCCCCGCGUCCCUAGGGGGCGGCGGCGGCGGGGGCGGUAGAGGCAGCGGGGGAUCCGGAAGUCAACACCAUGUCGAGUCUGCACAAGAGCAGGAUUGCAGAUUUCCAGGAUGUCCUGAAGGAGCCCACCAUCGUCUUGGAAAAGCUUCGGGAACUCAGUUUUAGUGGCAUCCCCUGUGAGGGCGGACUGCGGUGCCUCUGCUGGAAGAUUCUCUUGAACUACCUCCCCUUGGAAAGAGCCUCAUGGACCUCCAUCCUGGCCAAGCAGAGGGAGCUAUACUCUCAGUUCCUGAGGGAAAUGAUCAUCCAGCCUGGUAUUGCCAAGGCCAACAUGGGUGUGUCCAGGGAGGAUGUGACCUUUGAAGACCAUCCACUCAACCCCAACCCUGACAGCCGGUGGAACACGUAUUUCAAGGACAAUGAGGUGCUGCUGCAGAUUGACAAAGACGUCCGGAGGCUGUGCCCAGAUAUAUCGUUCUUCCAGAGAGCCACCGAGUACCCUUGCCUUCUUAUUCUGGACCCCCAGAAUGAGUUUGAGACCCUUCGAAAGCGGGUGGAACAGACAACGCUAAAAUCCCAGACAGUGGCCCGGAACCGGAGUGGAGUCACAAAUAUGAGCUCCCCACACAAGAACUCUGCGCCGUCAUCCCUGAAUGAGUAUGAGGUGUUGCCCAAUGGCUGCGAGGCCCACUGGGAGGUGGUGGAGCGCAUCCUGUUCAUCUAUGCCAAGCUCAACCCUGGCAUUGCUUAUGUACAGGGCAUGAAUGAGAUCGUGGGGCCCCUCUAUUAUACCUUUGCCACCGACCCCAACAGCGAGUGGAAAGAGCACGCCGAGGCAGAUACCUUCUUCUGUUUCACCAACCUCAUGGCUGAGAUCCGGGACAACUUCAUCAAGAGCCUGGACGACUCACAAUGUGGCAUCACCUACAAGAUGGAGAAGGUGUAUUCUACCUUGAAGGAUAGGGACAUGGAACUCUACCUGAAACUGCAAGAGCAGAACAUCAAGCCUCAGUUCUUCGCCUUCCGCUGGCUGACACUGCUGCUGUCCCAGGAGUUCUUGCUGCCCGACGUCAUCCGUAUCUGGGAUUCCCUCUUCGCUGACGACAACCGUUUUGACUUCCUCCUCCUGGUCUGCUGCGCCAUGCUCAUACUGAUCCGGGAGCAGUUGCUGGAAGGGGACUUUACCGUAAACAUGCGGCUCCUGCAGGAUUACCCCAUCACAGACGUCUGCCAGAUCCUACAGAAAGCCAAGGAACUCCAAGACUCAAAGUAGCCUGUUGGCAGGAGGCCCAGGUUUGGGAGAGAAGACACUGACCCCUGUGUCCUGGCUUCUGGGACACGCAGGAGCCUGUGGGAUCCCAGCCACCCCGAGGGGAAGCUGCAGGAUCGGCCCACUCCAGGCCUCCUCAUCUGGCUUCCUCACCCUAGGCCGCUCCACCGGGGGCACACUGUGCCAUGCUCCUUAACCACCCAGCCCUGGCUUCUUCCUUGCUCUUUGACCCGGGGACCUUUUGCCCAGGCUGCCGAGCAAGGCCGGAGCUCAUGAGGUGGUUUCCUGGGGCAGGGGCAUGUUGGGGGCACUGGGGGCUGGCAGGGGCCCUUCCCUGCCUCCGCUCUGCUGCUUCCUUCCUCCUCUCCUGCUCUGGUCCUCUGGGCUCUGGUUGCAGGAGGUGCUUGGCAAAUGAGCCAGAAACCACUUCUGGGGGUUGGUGCUUAGGCUUCUCUGUGGGGAAGGUGACACUGUGAAGGAGCUAAGAAGCUGCCAGGCCCAGGUCACACCCUCUAUCCCUUUCCCACUGAGUGUUUGUUUCUGUCUUUAGUCAUGGGUAGGUGUGUAUGUGUCUCUCCAUCCUCCAGGUGUCUGCUGCUUGUGUGUGUGUGUCAGUGCGUGCGUGAGGGGGUGGGCGUAUCUUUGGUGUUUCUUCUCUGUCUCCCUCCCUUCCAGAGUGUGUGUGACUCUCUCUCCAUUCGCCCUCUGCCCUUCUCUCUUGGGGUGCCUUAUCCCCAGCCUCUUCCUCCCUCUUCCUUUUCAUUCCUUGAACCCCAGAGACAGAAUGAGGAGUCUGGCUUAGCAAAGUUCCUGGGGGUCAGUUCUGCCCUGUGCCCGUCCCCAGCCCUAGACUCCCAGGUCCCACAGACUGGGAAGGAGUCCACACUGCCUCACUAGAGGGCCCUGAAUGUGUUCCCAACAGAAAUCUUGGAAACCAAAAGCUGCUGAGAAAUGAUGGCCCACAAAGCUUUGGGCCCCUUCCCCUCCUUUCUGCCCAGGGUUGGAGGAAGAAGAGGGAGAGCUGGAUCUUCCAGAGAUUCCCCCCAAAGGCCCUUCUUUCCUAAAGUAAAAGGACAUGAAAGUGGUAUUGUACCAGGGGUUGGGAUCUGAAUGAUUCAGAAGAGCAGUCAUUCCCGUGGCUUCUGGGUCCCCGCCCAGGGUGGUAAGUCCCUUAAAGGGCAGGUGGGACCAAUGGGAUCCUCCCUGAGCUUCAAAGCCCUGGGUCCUGUCAGUGCCAGGAGAGCCAGGUGUCCCCCCAAGCAGGGUGAAGGAGCUGCUGCCCAUCCCUGGUCACCUGCUUGGGCAGUUCUGGGAUUUGGGGCAGGGGCACUCUGAGCAGGAGCAGCUGGUUUCACUUGCUGCUGGACUGUGGGAGGAGUGGGCUUAUUUUGACUAAGCCCUUCCUCCUAUAGUGAGGAUGCAGGUGGUUUGGGUCUGGAAGGCUGGGCAGUGUAGCAGGGGUCCCCAACCUCUCCUCAGACUGGCCAGCAGUGGCCCGCCCGUCCCCGGAGCCUUCCCGAGUCUGGCAGCCAGGACUUUGUACUGGACUUCCCAGUCUGCCAGGCCUGGCUGUGGGCCAGGAAGAGCUGUCUCCAAGUGGCUCCUAUACCAGACCGUAUCUUGGAUGCUCCUGGGACUUUAUGCACUUGCCUUUUGCCUCCUCCUCUCCCAACAUACAGUUUGGGAGAUUUUUUACUAUUUAUUCAGACUCCUGGUUAUUUAUUGCAGACUGGCUAGUGCUUGAUUUGGUGGUGAAGGGUGGGGCCAGGAGGGUAAAAAGCAGUUGGAGACAGUCUUCCUGACCUUCCAAGGUCAGAGUAGCAUCCUCUCCCCCUACCUCUGGGACUGUCCCUAUUUUCCAGCAGGUCCUGGCUGGUAGGGCUGUGAGCUAUGUACUGGAACUGAGGGUAAGCGAUAUAGGAGGGCUGGCAUGGAGUCCAGACUGCAAGCCCCCAUCAUGGCACAGAGACACUGCUUCCCCGAGGCCUGGCAGCCUGACUCAGCCUCUUCUCAGAACUUGUCAGCUGGUGGUUCAGUCCCACUUUGGGUGUUUGACCCUUUUACAGCCUGAGGCUUAGGCCCCAGCCUGGGACCCAGCAGACUGCCCAGGACACCUCAUGCAUUCCCUCUUGCCAGUCCCCCUGCCUUCCCUCCUGGGGCCAUACUACUUGAAUCACUGCAUCUGAUUCGCCUCAGUGGCAGGCUUAGGUCCAGUGCUCUUCGCUUGACCUUGGAAUGAGGGUCAAGAGCAAAGGACCCUGUCCAGAUGAGGCUGUGCUCCCCAGUGGGAUACUGCCUAAGGAAAGGACGGACCCUUGGGGAUUCCCCCUCCUGAGAUUCUCCAGGGAGUGCCCUGAGAACCAGAGGGCCUGAGGCUUCCCAGUUGGGAAGCUGCCCCCAGGACUUUGGACACUUAUAGGUUGGGCUGUACGAACUCAGCAGGUCUCACUCUCGAGUCAGAAUGUGAGUCUGCUAUUGUUCAUUAGUUUUAUUCCUUGAAUCAAUGCUGUUGAUGACAAGUUGUCUUUAAUAAAUCAUGUGUUCUUUGCAAUGGG